Molecule: messenger RNA, 4026 nt
Organism: Aureobasidium vineae
Lineage: Eukaryota; Fungi; Ascomycota; Dothideomycetes; Dothideales; Saccotheciaceae
Source: the annotation of a GenBank genome assembly
AUGUCGCCGGCGUCGGCUCGCUCGUCUGUUACGGGCCACCGCGUGCAGAGCCUACAGCCUGCGCGGAGGCUGGUCGACGAGCACGAUGCCUACUCUUUCGCUCUCCGCGCCGCCUACCUCUCGCACCUUCUGCAGCCCAAGGCUCGUCGCAUCCAACAUGUCGCUCAGCCCGUCAAGCCCGUCUCGCGCUCGUCCACGUCCAUCACAGACCUGGUCAAGGACUUCUCCUCGAUCCGCGACUCCAAGAGCACCCGCCUUCCACAUGGCUUUACUGGCGAGCUGGACAAGCGCAUCACCGGUGUGCUCGUCGGCAGAGAGCGCAUGCCCGAGUUCAACGACCCUCUGGUCAAGCGUACCUUUGCCACCUUCCUGAACGAGUUCAAGAAUCCUACAUUUCGCAAGUCCAUGGAGAAGGAUCGCCGUGUCGAGGAUCUCCUCUUGAUCUUUUUCUCCAAGGCCACAUCCGAGCUGCAAAAAGGAAAGAGCCCCGACGACGAUUCUUGGAAGCUCAUGGUCGACCGUCAUGUUGCUCUGUUCGUGCGCCUCAUCAGCUCGACGCUAAAGAAGGACGACUGGGCGCGCGAUCGUCCUGAGCUUACCUCCCGUCUGCAGACGCUUGAGAGCAAGCUGCUGGUGCAUGCUCAGGAUCUGACCAGCUCUUCUCAGCCUUCCGGUAGUACUACCGUUGAAAUCGAGAUUCCACGCAGCUCAGAGGUCAAAGACAUGCCGCUUGUUCUUCGCGUCGCAAACAUUUUUGGCACCUCGUAUGACCAGAUUCAAGCCGACAUUGACUCGCACAAGGCUGCGUGGACCGAACAGGCCGCCAUACAAGACCUGAAGUUGUACCAGAUGCAUCUUAGCCUAAACUCUAGUAGGACUCUUAGCAGCCAGGACUUUCAACUCGACGACGCCUAUGAGNNGGCAUGGAAGAAGGCCGAGAUUCAGGACCUCUCACAGCUAAUGCUGGCCAUCAUCCAAACUAAUCCUGAGCUUGCAAAGAGCACGACCGGGCCAGCUGCUAUAAAAUCUCCACCUCCAGCAUCUACCGAUGAUGUUGACCCGUCUAUUUCAGUCGAUCAGCCCUUCGAUCUGAGCACACUUAGUCUGAACAGUUCACCACGCGAGUCGGUCAGCGAUGAUACCGCCUUCACAUAUAUUCCAUCGGAGCCGAGGGCUUACUAUCGCGCUGUUCUGAGGAAGGCUCUAGAAAAUGACAUCUUUCAAGACGACAACGCCGAGGGCUUAGAUGGACCAGAGAUACAACUACUCUCUAAGCAGUCCAUUGAUGUCCUUAACGAGCUAGCGCUGCGAUGGCGCAUUCCGCAACCCUCCAGGAUGACACUGUUCUUGGACGUCAUCAGGGAAAAGUUCGAUCGUCAGGAGAUCACUUUGGACACGCUCGAUGCCGCAUUUAUGUAUGUGAAGACGCCUACGGCUGAGGCGAAAAAGGCAAAUCGUAUGAGUCACAUGACUCCCUCUAUCAUGCUUGAUGCAUCCAAGUGGAUAAUUCCCGACUACUCACUACAGCAACAAUCUCUCUCCUUGAUUCACGAUGCGCUACUCAGAGAACUUUUCGAGCUUCUACAACAUUGCUACGAGCCCAAACCCCCUUCUAUUGGCUCGGUAAUGUAUGUUCUCGAGACCCAUGUUUAUGAUGAUCCNCUCUUUGCGAAGACGCCCGAAGACUUGGAUGAGUUCACAGGAGCCCUGCACGAUGCACUAAGGCAAAAAGCUCGGGAGGCUUACAAUGGUAUGCUCUCGAAGCAUGUGCCCGAGGAUGCAGAAUCUUGGGAAUUUUAUCAUGUCAUACAACUUGGCAAAGCAGUAGUCACACUCGCCGACAAGAUCCAGAAACGCUAUCGUAAAAACCCCGAGAUCAUGGGCGUCAAUCCAUUGACGGCUCUAGUCGAGGAGAUUUUACCUUCCUUUGCCGCAGACGCUCGCGACUUGGUAUCACGUAUUGUCGAGGUCGUUCGGAGCCGUGGCGAAGAUGUCCCUGUCCAAGAUGGGUUCGACCUAUAUAAAGAACUCGUUAGCAUCCGCAAGGUCCACUCACAGGCGCUCCCGAAUGUUCCGUUCGCGUUCCACAUCGAGGGCUUAUUGGCAGACUUCGUGUGGCGUUGGAUUGCUAUGACCGAUACAAAUAUGCUGGGCUGGGUUGAAGGAGCUGUCAACCAAGACGACUUCAAGGUCCGCAGUUCCCAUCCGGGCAAUGUUCCUACAGAUGAGGAGCGCCAUAGCGUGUCUGCGGUUGACAUGUUUCGUUCUUUUAGUCAGACCAUCGAUCAGAUUAUCAAACUCGAGUGGGACGAUGACUUGCAAUAUGCUAAGUUCAUGACGGCAAUCUCGAAAUCCAUCGGUAUUGGCAUCGCUAGAUACUGCGAACUUGUAGAACAGAAGUUUGUCAAGGAAAUGGACCGCAUGACUCCCGAACAGGAAGCUGCAUCUCGUCAGACCCGCCAGGAGAAAUGGGUUCAGAUGGCCAAAGACACAUGGGCUAACCGAGAGAAGGUUGAACCGUUCCAGUUCUUGCCCGAGUCGCUUGUCAAGCUAAACAACAUCGAGUACACGACCCUCCAAUUGGACAAACUAGAAAAGGAAAUCAACGUAGACGCUUGCGCAGAUGUCAUUCAGAGACACGCACCUCCAAUCAACCCAGUCAAGCUUCGUCAGUCCAACAAAUUCGUCUUCACCAUCAAGAUCAUUGAGGCCGAAGAUCUCAAAGCUUGUGACAUGAAUGGCUUGAGCGACCCGUAUGUCGUGCUUGGAGAUGAAUAUCAGAAACGCUUGGCCAAAACUCGCAUUGUCUACGGUAGCUUGAACCCGCGCUGGGACGAGACAGUCGAUAUCAGCACGCAAGGUCCUUUGAACAUUAUUGCCACAAUCUGGGAUUGGGAUGCUUUGGGCGAUCAUGAUUGCGUAGGGCGAACAUCGUUGAAGCUGGAUCCAUCACACUUUAGUGACUACAUGCCACGAGAAUUUUGGCUUGACCUCGAUACUCAAGGCAGGUUGUUGCUGCGUGUAAGCAUGGAAGGCGAAAGGGAUGACAUACAGUUUUAUUUCGGUAAAGCUUUCCGCACGCUAAAGCGCAGCGAACGUGACAUGACGCGCAAGAUUACAGACAAGCUAUCCUCGUACAUUCAACAAGUCUUGUCACGCAGAGCUCUUCGUGGUCUUCUCAAUCAGGGAAUAUCGAUCAAUACAGUUCGUGGGUAUUUCCAAAAGGCCAGACCACAGUCCGUCAUCCAAGGACCUACUCCAGGCGAUAUCAUGAACGCGCUGAAGCCUCUUUUCACCUACUUCGAUGAUAACUUUGCGAUUAUGAAACAGACGCUGACAGAUUCGGCAAUGGUCAUGGUCAUGACCCGACUGUGGAAAGAAGUUCUUGUCACGAUCGAGUCGUUGCUUGUACCUCCGCUCUCAGACAAGCCUUCACAACAACGAGCAUUGACACAACAGGAGCUGGACAUUGUCUUCAAAUGGCUACAGAUGCUGUUUGACUUNUUCCACGCUAUUGAUGAAGAAGAUGGCACGGCACACGGAGUGCCACUGGACAUUCUUAAAUCAUCAAAGUACCACGAUCUGCAGAAUUUGAACUUCUUCUACUUUGAGUCGACGGAGAACCUGAUCAGGACAUCAGAGUCAAUGGCCAAAGCCACAGUGGCAAGACAGCAGGCCAGGCAGACGCGAGAGCUCAACCGGAUGUCGGCACCUGCUACACUUGCCCAACACUCGUUCAGCGGGGCUGCGAGCUUGGUGGGAGUGCCCAGUACACGACGAAGCAAGAGCAUCAUGCUAAGUCGCAAUCUUGGUACAAUGAAGAAGGCAAAGGAGGAAAAGCGCAAAGAGGCACAGGCGGAGCCAAGUGACGAUAUGAUACUUAGGAUUUUGCGCAUGCGACCCGAGGCAGAGAGAUAUCUAAAGGACCGCAGUAGGCAGAAGGAAAGACUGGCAGCGCACGCGGCAGCAGAGCUGAUCGUGCGGCAAAGUCUCAUGGCACAGAGAACCAUGGCACGUGGACGAUGA